AUGCAGGUUAGUUACAAAGCAUUUUUUUCUCUUCCCCUUAUAGGCCUGGUUGGUUUACACAACAUUGGACAGACCUGCUGCCUUAACUCCUUGAUUCAGGUGUUUGUAAUGAAUGUGGACUUCGCCAGGAUAUUGAAGAGGAUCACGGUGCCCAGGGGAGCUGACGAGCAGAGGAGGAGCGUCCCUUUCCAGAUGCUUCUGCUGCUGGAGAAGAUGCAGGACAGCCGGCAGAAAGCAGUGCGGCCCCUGGAGCUGGCCUACUGCCUGCAGAAGUACAACGUGCCCUUGUUUGUCCAACAUGAUGCUGCCCAACUGUACCUCAAACUCUGGAACCUGAUUAAGGACCAGAUCGCUGAUGUGCACUUGGUGGAGAGACUGCAGGCCCUGUAUAUGAUCCGGAUGAAGGACUCCUUGAUUUGCCUUGACUGUGCCAUGGAGAGUAGCAGAAACAGCAGCAUGCUCACCCUCCCACUUUCUCUUUUUGAUGUGGACUCAAAGCCCCUGAAGACACUGGAGGACGCCCUGCACUGCUUCUUCCAGCCCAGGGAGUUAUCCAGCAAAAGCAAAUGCUUCUGUGAGAACUGUGGGAAGAAGACCCGUGGGAAACAGGUCUUGAAGCUGACCCAUUUGCCCCAGACCCUGACAAUCCACCUCAUGCGAUUCUCCAUCAGGAAUUCACAGACGAGAAAGAUCUGCCACUCCCUGUACUUCCCCCAGAGCUUGGAUUUCAGCCAGGUCCUUCCAAUGAAGCGAGAGUCUUGUGAUGCUGAGGAGCAGUCUGGAGGGCAGUAUGAGCUUUUUGCUGUGAUUGCGCAUGUGGGAAUGGCAGACUCCGGUCAUUACUGUGUCUACGUCCGGAAUGCUGUGGAUGGAAAAUGGUUCUGCUUCAAUGACUCCAAUAUUUGCUUGGUGUCCUGGGAAGACAUCCAGUGUACCUACGGAAAUCCUAACUACCACUGGUAAGAAACAGAUUUGGGUAAUUGGAG
Gorilla gorilla gorilla (western lowland gorilla) is the source of this 986-nucleotide messenger RNA. Its product is annotated as putative ubiquitin carboxyl-terminal hydrolase 41. The transcript has 9 exons. Gene Ontology annotation, cellular component: cytosol; nucleus. Gene Ontology annotation, biological process: protein deubiquitination. Bases 1 to 963 code for a protein of 320 amino acids. NCBI's taxonomy places the organism in Eukaryota, Metazoa, Chordata, Mammalia, Primates, Hominidae. The record is from RefSeq and is a predicted model, not a curated record. Gene Ontology annotation, molecular function: cysteine-type deubiquitinase activity.